Molecule: messenger RNA, 1062 nt
Organism: Arvicola amphibius (Eurasian water vole)
Lineage: Eukaryota; Metazoa; Chordata; Mammalia; Rodentia; Cricetidae
Gene: Psmb1
Product: proteasome 20S subunit beta 1
Exons: 6
Coding region: 52-774 (240 amino acids)
Cellular component (GO): proteasome core complex
Source: RefSeq, a predicted model, not a curated record
UGGACCUGCGCCGGUGGCCAUCUUGCCGUGAGACAGCAGGAGUCGGGCGCGAUGCUUGCCAUGGCUGCUGACCGAAACCUCAGCCGAGAGCUGGUAAUGGGGCCUCAGGGCUCCACCGGCCCCACGCAACUGCGGUUCUCUCCUUACGCCUUCAAUGGAGGUACUGUAUUGGCUAUUGCUGGAGAAGAUUUUUCCAUUGUUGCUUCAGACACUCGGUUGAGUGAAGGAUUUUCAAUUCAUACCCGAGAUAGCCCCAAAUGUUAUAAACUAACAGACAAAACAGUCAUUGGCUGCAGUGGUUUUCAUGGAGAUUGUCUUACUCUGACGAAGAUUAUUGAAGCAAGAUUAAAGAUGUACAAGCACUCCAAUAACAAGGCCAUGACAACCGGGGCAAUUGCUGCAAUGCUUUCUACCAUCCUGUACUCACGGCGCUUCUUCCCGUACUAUGUCUACAACAUCAUCGGGGGACUCGAUGAAGAAGGAAAGGGAGCUGUGUAUAGCUUUGACCCAGUGGGCUCCUACCAGAGAGACUCCUUCAAGGCUGGGGGCUCAGCAAGUGCCAUGCUGCAGCCUCUGCUUGACAACCAGGUUGGUUUCAAAAAUAUGCAGAAUGUGGACCACGUGCCCCUGUCUCUGGACAGAGCUAUGCGGCUGGUGAAGGAUGUCUUUAUUUCUGCAGCUGAGAGGGACGUGUACACUGGCGAUGCCCUCAGGAUCUGUAUUGUGACCAAGGAGGGCAUCAGGGAGGAGACUGUUCCCCUCCGGAAAGACUGAUUGUCAGCCGUGUAUUGGAGCUGUAUACAAGCUUGUGUUUAUUAAAAAGAAGCAUGAAAAGUGCUCGUUUUCUUACAGUGUCUUCUCUAGGUGUGACAAAUUGGGAAGAAUUUCUUCCUUUGUGGCUGAAGAGAUGACUCAUCAGUUCAGAAAGUGUGGCUCUUGCAGAAGACCUAAGUUUGAUUCCCAGCACCCACCUGUAACUCCAGUUCCAAGGGAUACAGUGCCCUCCUCUGUCCUCAGUAGGCAGUACAUAUAUAAUGAAAAAUAAAAUCUUCAGUAAAAGAA